This is a messenger RNA of Ophidiomyces ophidiicola, 1443 nucleotides long. RefSeq lists its product as uncharacterized. The transcript is spliced from 4 exons. The coding region runs from base 1 to 1443 and encodes 480 amino acids. Gene Ontology annotation, molecular function: oxidoreductase activity. The record is from RefSeq and is a predicted model, not a curated record. NCBI's taxonomy places the organism in Eukaryota, Fungi, Ascomycota, Eurotiomycetes, Onygenales, Onygenaceae.
AUGAUUGUGGACUGCAACGAGACACCUGGCGGUUUGGCAUCCACUGACGUGACCCCAGAAGGAUUUCUAUACGAUGUUGGCGGUCACGUUAUCUUUUCUCACUAUAAAUAUUUCGAUGACUGCAUUGAUGAGGCCCUUCCAAACGACAGCGAUUGGUACACUCACCAGCGCAUUUCAUAUGUCCGUUGCAAGGAGCAAUGGGUUCCCUACCCGUUCCAAAACAAUAUUUCCAUGCUUCCCAAGGAGGAUCAGGUUAGUUGUAUUGAUGGAAUGAUCGACGCCGCCUUAGAAGCUAGAGUGGCAAAUACGAAACCAAAAGACUUCGACGAUUGGAUUGUUCGCAUGAUGGGAACCGGUAUCGCGGAUCUAUUCAUGCGUCCUUAUAAUUUCAAGGUUUGGGCCGUGCCAACCACCAAGAUGCAAUGCGCCUGGCUGGGUGAACGUGUGGCUGCGCCAAAUCUCAAGGCCGUCACUACAAAUGUCAUUCUGCAAAAAACAGCUGGCAAUUGGGGCCCAAAUGCCACAUUUCGCUUCCCUGCACGUGAUGGGACUGGUGGCAUUUGGAUUGCCGUUGCAAAGACCUUGCCAAAGGAGAAAACACGUUUUGGUAAACACGGCGCCGUGACAAAAGUUGAUGCCCAGAGCAAGGUUGUCACGUUGGGCGAUGGAACUCGCGUGAAGUACCAGCGACUUGUCUCUACCAUGGCCGUGGACGCAUUGGCUGAAACAAUUGGUGAUAACGAAUUGAUCACUCUAAGCAAAGGUCUCUUCUACUCGUCUACCCAUGUUAUCGGCGUUGGCAUCCGUGGCCAGCGUCCUGAGAGAAUUGGAGAUAAAUGUUGGCUUUAUUUUCCUGAAGACAACUGCCCCUUCUACCGUGCUACCAUUUUCUCCAACUACUCCCCUUACAAUCAGCCUGACGCCUCUGUCACACUACCAACCCAACAACUUGCCGACGGCAGGAAACCUGGUAACACCAACCCUCAGAUGGGGCCUUACUGGUCGAUCAUGCUUGAAGUGUCUGAAUCGUCCCUAAAACCAGUUAACCAUGAUGCCUUGUUAGCCGAAUGUAUUCAAGGCUUAGUCAACACCUCGAUGCUCAAGCCCACGGACGAGAUCGUCUCCACAUAUCAUCGCCGCUUUGAUCAUGGUUAUCCCACUCCCACGCUUGAGCGUGAAGGUGUUCUCACAAAACUUCUCCCUCGCCUCCAAGAAAUGGGUAUCCACUCGCGAGGCCGUUUUGGUAGCUGGCGUUAUGAAGUUGGCAACCAAGAUCACUCGUUUAUGUUGGGUGUCGAAGCUGUGGACAAUAUUGUCAAUGGUGCCACGGAGCUGACCUUGAAUUAUCCUGAUUUUGUUAAUGGCAGGGCCAAUACUGAGCGUAGACUUGUCGAUGGUGCACAGGCGUUUGCAAAGACUAAGACUUUGGAAGUUAGAAACUAG